AUGACCUUUCCGCUCUCAACUGACUUUCUAUUUCUGUGCGGAGAUUCUUUUUAUGACGUUGUUAAACAAUUUUGUGGCGAUGAAUCAGUAGAAUUACUAAAAUUCCAAUUGAUCGAUACGUCAAUGAGUCUGCUUGAAGUCGACGAUGUCUUUUCCAUUCUACAGUUCGAAUCUGAACGAACCGCAACACUCAAACAAACGUUGGGUUUUCCGUGUAAGGACAAACUCGGCGAUUAUUCGUUUUUUGUUAUGCCUGGAAUUCGAUUGAAACUUACCAAGUUUAUUCAUACACUUCGUUGUCUUCUUACAUGUGCUGACCCAUUAACAACUACGAAGACUUUGACAAUAUCAUCCGAUUUAAUUCAAAGAUAUCCAUUUUUGAUUGACAUUGUAAAUUGCUGCGAAUCGGACUUACUGUCUGACUUUCUGGUUGAUUUUAUUUCUAACAUCGUUUCUAACUUAACACGAACAAAAAACUUAUUUCGUUACAAGAACUCGGUCAAGGAUUUCGCUACAUGUCUCUACAUUCUGGGAGGAAGAAACGCAUACGAAUUUGCACGGAUUAAUUUACUUGGAUCUAUACCUAGUUUACCUAGUCUUCGAACUGGAAUUGUGUGCGAAAAGAAUCAUUAUGUGGAAGGUGAAUUUUACUUUAAUCGCCUAAAGGUUUAUAUGGAUUGCUUUAAGUGUACGUAUGCAUUCAUUGGUGAAGAUUGUACGGGUAUUAUACCAAGAGUGCAUUAUGAUGUUAGCUCUAAUUCUUUCAUUGGAUUUACGCUUCCGCUUACAGAAGGAUUCCCAUUAACGCGACAUUUUUCUACAAACUCAUUGACUGAACUUGAGUUCUGGCAUAAUAAAAUAGAUAAAGCAUCUCUUCUGAAUGUACAUGUGGUGCAACCAUUAUGUCCAUCGAAUUCCAAGUCGGCACCAUCCUUCAUCCUCUCCGCCUACGGAACAAAUGGAAAGUUUACUGCUCGAGAUAUUCUUCAGCGAUGGCUGAAAAUAUUCGAUUCUUGUUUUGAGCACAACAUAAGAAUAUUAGGAUUUUCAACUGAUUGCGAUCCGAGAAGUUUGAAUGCAAUGCGUAAUGCUAUGGGUUUCUUUUCAAAGUCAGAAAUACAACUUGCCGAGCAUCCACAUCAGUUCAACAUCUCGUUAUUAAAAGUUAAUUCUGAAGCAUUGCAAGCAUAUCUUCAAAUAAUCCGGCUUGCUCGUUUGGCUUUCAUUGAAAAACGAACGUCUAUUAUUGAUCGUUUAUUUUACUCAUGGACUGCUGUAUUUAUAGUUCGUCUCUGGAUUGCGUGGCUAGAAUUAACAGAUUAUGCUGAUCUUCAACGAAUAAUCUCGCAUGUAUUACCGUCCAACUCCAUGAAAUCUAUUUCUAAACCAGCAUUAUUUAUAACAGUGCCAGCCUUGUUCUCACUAGAAUUAAAUGUUCAUACUUUAACAUACUUAAUAGUCCUUGUUGCAGAGAAAAUUAUAACUGAAGAAGCUCUGAAUAUAUCGCUGUUCAAUUCACAGACAUGUGAAAACGUUUUUCGUGCAGCGCGAUCUAUGUCCGGUCCGUUCUCCACGGUAGUGAACUUUUCCAUCGACGAAUUUCUUCAACGUGUUGGAAAAUUGAGCGCUCUUCAAACUAUUAAAUUCUCAGCUGAUUCAGGUACAAACGGUCUUGUAUUUCCGAGACAUCACAAGCAAUCACAACAAGCACAUCAAUUACCACCAGUAAACACAACGACCACUAUUACAGAAAAGCUGAUUGAAGAAACGGUAUAUAGUGCUUAUCUUCAAGCUAACCGAAUUCUUUCUGGUUGUAAUUUAUCGAUUCUUAAUCCUGACGGUAAAAUUGUGUCAUUUGAAGAAGUUAAUCGAUUAGCGCAUCAGAAAUUAACAAGAUCGCAAUGUAAAACAUAUAUCAAAAGAAAUACCCAAUCGGAUAGCGAUAAACAAGAGGAAGAAGAUCUCGAAGAAUAUUUGAGUCAGAAACGAACUAAUGGGACAGACAUGAUGAACGAUUUGGAUGAAGUGAUGUCAGAUGAUGAAUUAGAUAAUGAAAUUUUUUCUAAUGUAUCUAAUUCAACUUUUCAUGGAAUGCGAAUCUUUGAUUCCAUUUAUACACAUCAAAAUGAAUCAUUUUUCCCCAUGGAAGUGAAUGGAGAGAAAAAGUUCAUGCAUAAACAAACUGCCAACUGGUAUUUUUCAAAAACAAAAUCUACUUUAUCAUCUGAUCGAUCGAUUCGGGUUCAAAAUAAGUAG
This is a messenger RNA of Adineta ricciae, 2256 nucleotides long. The record is from the annotation of a GenBank genome assembly. Lineage: Eukaryota; Metazoa; Rotifera; Eurotatoria; Adinetida; Adinetidae.